AUGCAUAACAAAGGGACCGGUCCGGUGUGACCCUCCUUCCCUCCCCUCCCGGUUGGCGCAGUGAACCGUACGCUCUCUCUCAUCCCUUCCCGUCAUGCAGCGCUCUUGCCUGCUCCUCCGUCGAGCCGCCAUGUUGUCGGAGUGAAAGCCUGGGGUGUUAGAGAGAAACUGGGGCUGAAAUCCGCGACCAUCCACCCUCUCCGCCGGCUGUGGUGGAAUGAGCAGUGUGUGUGUGUUGAAGAGGAAAGCAGUGCUCUGGCAGGAUUCAUUCAGCCCCCACCAUAGAAGUACUUCUCCCAGCAUGCCCGUGGUGCUGAGCAGCGGAGGACAUGCCCCUCCAACUGGGCAGACCCCUCAGGCCACACCCCCCAGCCAGCAGGGUGUGGCGGGCGCUGGACGUUCCCAGGACGAUGCCAUGGUAGACUACUUCUUCCAGCGGCAGCAUGGCGAACAGCCCGGCAAACAUCGCUGGCCCACUGGAGACAACAUCCAUGACAGCCAGGUGCGCUCCAUGGACGAGCUGAACCAUGACUUCCAGGCUCUCGCUCUUGAGGGACGCGCUAUGGGAGAGCUGCUAACUGGUAAGAAGUUCUGGGAAACAGAUGACUCUGGGAAGGAUGGACCAAAGGGGAUCUUCCUGGACCAGUGGAGGGACAGUGCAUGGGGGGCUUCAGAUCACUCGGUGUCUCAGCCAAUCAUGGUGUCCCGUCGGCCAGGGCAAGGUUUCCAUGGCGGUGGUGAAGUCGGGGUGGGCUCUGUGAUGUCUCCACGGUCUGAGAGCGGAGGGCUCGGGGUUAGCAUGGUAGAGUACGUUCUGUCCUCCUCACCGGCUGACAAACUGGAUUCCUGUCUUCGAAAAGGACCCUAUGGUCAGAGGGAUGGAGAGGUGGAGGAGGAAAAGAGGGAGAAGCCAAAGACGACGUUUGAGGGAGAGAAACUAAAAGAGUUAACGGAAGGUGAAUCUGAUGUGAUCAGCGAUGUCAUCAACCCGAAUGGGCUGCCUGUACAGAACGGCCUCGACGUGGACGUCAAAGAGUUUGGUCGCCCCCCGGGCAGCAUGCCGGCUCCCGGCCCAGAGGGUGAUCUGCUGGGUGGUCCCGGGGGCGUAGGGCCUGAGGGUUUGACACCCCUGGGAGGUGGCGGAGUUCCCAAACCUCCUGAUGACUUUUCUGGCGUGGAACAAGGUGGUGUUACCAUGGACCCCAUGGAGUCUGUGAUGGAGCCGCUUCAGUUUGACUACAAUUCUCAGAUGCCCAUGGACUCUGCACCCACUGUGGGCCUAUUUGAUUACACUAACCAGCAGCAGCUGUUUCAGAGAAACAAUGCCCUAGCAGUGCAGCAGUUAACAGCAGCCCAGCAACAGCAGUACGCACUGGCAGCCGCACAGCAGCCUCACAUUGGUCUGGCUCCAGCAUUUGUGCCCAAUCCUUACAUCAUCAGUGCUGCGCCGCCAGGGACAGACCCAUACGCAGCGGGCCUAGCAGCAGCAGCUACACUCGGUCCAGCAGUGAUGCCCCCCCAGUACUACGGUGUGACCCCCUGGGGUGUCUAUCCAGCCAACCUUUUCCAGCAGCAGGCUGCUGCAGCCAACAGUUCAGCCAAUCAGCAGGCAGCAGGCCAGGGCCAGCAGAACCAACAGCAGGUGAUGCGUGCUGGAGGAAAUCAGCGACCUUUGACCCCUAGCCAAGGGCAACAGGGUCAGCAAAAUGACCAGCUGGUGGCAGCAGCAGCAGUCAACUCAGCCCUCGCCUUUGGGCAGGGGUUAGCAGCAGGAGUACCCGGGUAUCCAGUAUUGGCGCCCGCAGCCUACUAUGAUCAGACAGGGGCCCUGGUGGUCAACACGGGAGCCAGGAGUGGCCCCGUCCGCCUCAUGGCCCCCGCCUCCGUCAUCAUAUCGCCUUCUGCAGCACAAGCAGUUGCUGCUGCAGCAGCCUCUGCUGGUGGUGCCAACGGCGGUCUUGGUGGCGGGGCUAACGGUCCUUUCCGUGCCAUGACAUCCCAGCAGCCUCAGCAGCAGGGUGGCCCCGGUGGCGCUCUGGGAGGAAGUUCCUUCUACGGAUCCUCGUCCCUUAGCUCCUCUUCCCAGAGCUCCUCUCUGUUCUCACAAGGCUCUGCCCAGCCUGGACCAGGGUCUGCCUCCUUGGGCUUCAGCCAGCAAGCCUCAUCCUCUCUCGGUGCCACUCUGGGGGCCACGCUGGGAGGGUUUGGCACUGCAGUGGCCAACUCGAGUGGUGGCAGUGGCUCAAGACGGGACUCAUUGACAGGCAACAGCGAUUUGUAUAAACGCACACCUUCCAGCCUCACCCCGAUUGGUCAUGGAGGAUUUUACAACGGCACCCUGGGCUUCAGUCCAUCCCCUGGCCCUGUGGGCAUGCCUUUACCCAACCAGGGGCCUUCCCAUUCCCUCACACCUCCACCCUCCCUGUCCAAUCACAGCUCCUCAUCCAACCUCAAUCUUGUCCCCUUUCUCUCUGACGCCUCAGGAGGCCUGACCAAUGGCAGUGGGCGUUUCAUCUCCGCAGCUCCAGGAGCCGAGGCCAAGUACCGCAACGCCGCCAGCUCGGGCUCCUCCCUCUUUUCCCCCAGCAGCCAGCUCUUCCCAUCAUCACGGCUACGUUACGGCAUGUCGGACGUGAUGCCAUCAGGCCGGAGCCGCCUGCUCGAGGACUUCAGGAACAACCGCUAUCCCAACCUGCAGCUCCGAGACAUCGCCGGCCACAUCAUGGAGUUCAGCCAGGAUCAGCACGGCAGCAGGUUUAUCCAGUUGAAAUUGGAGCGAGCCAGUUCAGCAGAGCGCCAGCUCGUCUUCAGCGAGAUCCUGCAGGCGGCCUACCAGCUCAUGGUGGAUGUUUUUGGGAAUUACGUCAUCCAGAAGUUCUUUGAGUUUGGCAGCCUGGACCAGAAGCUGGCUCUCGCUGAGAGAAUCCGAGGUCACGUGCUGUCUCUGGCCCUGCAGAUGUACGGCUGCAGGGUCAUUCAGAAAGCUCUGGAGUUCAUCCCCUCGGAUCAGCAGGUUAUUAGCGAGAUGGUGCGGGAGCUAGACGGCCACGUGCUGAAGUGCGUAAAGGACCAGAACGGUAACCAUGUGGUGCAGAAGUGUAUCGAAUGUGUCCAGCCUCACGCGCUGCACUUCAUCAUCGAAGCCUUUAAGGGACAGGUCUUCGCCCUCUCCACUCACCCUUACGGCUGCCGAGUGAUCCAGCGCAUUCUCGAACACUGCCUCCCCGAGCAGACGCUGCCCAUAUUGGAGGAGCUCCAUCAGCACACAGAGCAGCUAGUGCAGGACCAAUAUGGCAACUACGUGAUCCAGCACGUUUUGGAGCAUGGCAGAGCCGAGGAUAAGAGUAAAAUUGUGGCUGAAAUCAGAGGCAAUGUACUGGGACUCAGCCAGCACAAGUUUGCCAGCAAUGUGGUUGAGAAGUGUGUUACCCAUGCGUCACGGGCAGAACGGGCCGUACUGAUAGAUGAAGUGUGCAGCCUGACUGAGGGCCCCCACAGUGCCUUAUACACCAUGAUGAAGGACCAGUACGCCAACUAUGUGGUGCAGAAGAUGAUCGAUGUGGCCGAGCCAACGCAGCGCAAAAUCGUAAUGCAUAAGAUCCGGCCUCACAUUUCCACACUGAGGAAGUACACGUAUGGAAAACACAUCCUCGCCAAGCUCGAGAAGUACUACAUGAAGAACGGCGUCGACCUGGGUCCUCUCUGCGGCCCUCCUAAUGGCAUCAUGUAAACUGAACCCCCUCCUCCUCCCCCACCCCAAAAUCAUGUCUACCACCUCCCCACCCUUCAGCUCACCUUCCUCAUGCCUUCAUGUCUACCCCACCCACCCCCUCGUCUGACCCUUCAGAAAGCAUCAUGCCCACUUCACCCCACCAAAUCCUCAUAGAGGACAUCGUGUACCCCUCCCACCACUGUUUCCAUGACAACCCUUCGGGAGGAGCCUGUUGCUACAGGCAGCCUUAGUUGGUGGGUUGGGUUUUUUCUUCUUUUUUUUUCGUGGUUGGAUUUUUGGCACCCCUCCCCCCACUGGACUCCAGUCUGUAAACUGGGUGCAGUGGAAGGCAGCGACGGUGGCAGGAGGGGGUGAACAAGGAGAGGUGAGACCCACUCUACUCACCCCACUCCUCCUUUUCUUUUCUUUUUUUUUCUUUUUUUCCUUUUUUGCUUCUGAUAAACUCAAAAGAUAAAUCUUUCACUUUUUGCUACUGCUGCAUACACAAUCCUAGAGCCCCCUCCUCCUCCUCCUCCUCCUCUCAUUCUAGCUAUUUACCACUAUGAGAUGGAACGAGUAUUUAAUUUGUCUGACGUCCCCGAAUCAUAGACAGACACACACACACAGACACACACAUGCGCGCGCGCCACCAUCAGCUAACCAGCAGACAGAUCAUUUAGCAUGGGAGAUUCGUUUUCUGGUCUUGCUUCUAUAAAUAUAACGUGUAUACUUGGUGUAGACCUUUGCAUAUAUAUAUAUAAAUAUAUAUAUAAAACUUUGUAGUUUUUCUGGUUUUUGAUGUUGAAUCUGUAUCUAUAAUGUAUCCUAGUAGUGACCACAUACUUCUGACUGUAUAAUUGUACAUUUGUAAACCCUUGUAAUGUAAAAGUGCUUUACCACCCUUUUUUGGUAUGAGAAGAAGAAAAAAAAAAGAAAAAAAAUCUCACUCUGGGGGACAAAAAAAAGGAAAAAAAAAAAACUGUGCAUUUCAGUGUAUAUUCUCACCUCCUUGGUUGUGACAUAUGAGUUGUUGUAUAUUGUAAAUUGUAAUAUCAAAUUUUGUUUUGAAAAGCCCUUUCUAUACAGCGUUGUACUUGUACAAAGAUUCGCCACGCUUGGUUUUAUCUUUAUCUCGUCACUGCUUAACUUAAAGACGUCGAUCUCCCGCCGACUCCCAAUUGGACACGUUCGGAUAGAUUAGUGGUGUCUUCUGGUUUGUUUUUUGUUUGUUUGUUGUUUUGGUGGGGAGGGGGGGGGACUUUUUGACCUUUUUUAAGAUCUUUUUAUAGGAAUGCUUUACCCCAUGAAAUGUGUCAUGUGUUUUGAGUACGCUGGCUGGGUGGGAGAAAUAACUUUUACUCAUUUAAACCCCCCUUCCCCUUCUCCCCCCAAACUCCUCAGUUACCCAUGACUGUUUUCAGGGGUAAACGCGUGGAUUGUACAGAGGAGACUCUUGUGUUUUUUGGCAUUUUCUCUAGUGCUGUAAGUGCUGUAUCAUACUGUCCAUGUCCUUUUGGGUGAGAGAGAGGCCGCCCGCCACAGCGCGGUGUACAUUUGGAGCAGCCUUGUGUAUAUUUACUACGAGCACACCUGUAACCAUAUGUGUAUAGUUAACAGAACCUGUGUAUGCUUAUUGCCUGGGCAACUAUUUUUUGUAACUCCUGUUGUAGAUUGUCUCUAAACAAUUGUGUGAUCUUUAUUUUGAAACCAAACUGAACAAAAAAAAAAAAACUUUGAAAAUUUA
Maylandia zebra (zebra mbuna) is the source of this 5456-nucleotide messenger RNA. It is a transcript of the gene pum1, whose product is annotated as pumilio RNA-binding family member 1. NCBI's taxonomy places the organism in Eukaryota, Metazoa, Chordata, Actinopteri, Cichliformes, Cichlidae. The record is from RefSeq and is a predicted model, not a curated record. Gene Ontology annotation, molecular function: mRNA 3'-UTR binding. Gene Ontology annotation, cellular component: cytoplasm; cytosol. Gene Ontology annotation, biological process: regulation of mRNA stability; miRNA processing.